Colletotrichum acutatum is the source of this 1360-nucleotide messenger RNA. RefSeq lists its product as uncharacterized. Bases 95 to 1174 code for a protein of 359 amino acids. The record is from RefSeq and is a predicted model, not a curated record. NCBI's taxonomy places the organism in Eukaryota, Fungi, Ascomycota, Sordariomycetes, Glomerellales, Glomerellaceae. The transcript has a single exon.
CUGGCUGCAACAUCAACAAGUCGUGCCAUCCAGCAGCGCGGAAAUUGGAGAGGCCUCAGAAUCCCCGAGAGGGCCUGCUGAAAAGUCUGGCACGAUGCCAAGCCCGGCGUUGGCCGAAAGUGGGCUGCCGUUCUCUAGUUUGGCAUCCGUAGGCCAAGACACGCCAUGUAACGCCGAAACUUACACACGCCAACCCCUUUCCGGACAAGAGACUCCCGAUCCGUGGCCAAAUGUUGGUGUUGAAGAAAGUAGUCCCAGCUCAGCCGACCGAAGCGAGCCGCUGAUCACAGAAACGGCACUUCAUCGCAGCAAUUGUUCAUCUUCACCCGACGAAAUGCACCUGGAUGCUGAGACGACAGCAUCAGAUGCUCCUCCUGUACACUUAUCUCGAGUCCGUCGCCGAGCUCGCAAAUCACGACUACCAACGGGCGCUUAUGCUGAAGUCGAUUCGGACCCGGAAUCUAGCGAUGAGGAUGGCGCUCAUGGAACCAACGAGGACUGCUUCGGAGAUCAAGCCAACCCUGACAGAAUCCGGCGACGGUCCCAGGGCUGUGAGGACAAUUCUGACCAACGCGGUCAGCCAAAACCCAAACGUCGUAAAAUAAACUCCCAGGAGACUGUUGGCACCAGCAGGGCUCUGAGAUCACGGGACACAUCAUCGCAUUUAGCAUUGAAACCAAGACGAAGGUCAGAGCGGGCUACUAAACGAUCAGGCAUCAGUAGAGUUCUGACCUCGCCAGUCUCUCCUGCUUCUACCGAUAACGAAAUAGAUCCCAGAUCCUUCUUUGGGCAAUACGAUGAGUGGCCUCUCAAGAAUCCAGUCCUGAAGCGCACCACAGAUGGAUUUGUAACGACAUUUCAACUGCAAUGGGAGCAGCCGUCCACAGAAGGACAACAAACGCAUUGCUAUCCCUCAGUUGGUCGGCCUUCAGGUUCUUCGAUGCAGAGACGAAAGCCUGCGAGGCGAUCUGCCAAGUCCAGACGACCGUUUUCAGAACAAGAGAAUAGACUUUUGAUUCAACUGAAAGGACAGGGUCUUUCAUGGAGGGAGAUCCACAACGAUUUCUCGAGCUACUUCCCGGGCCGGUCUCUCGCGACGCUGCAAGUCCACUUCUCUCAGAAGCUGAAUAGGACGAGAGAAAAGGGCUUGGUUAGGUGCGAUACAUGCAUGUAAAUAGUUCGAUGGAUUGAGAGAACGGUAAUGGACUUGGACAUGUAAGAAGAAAUAUAUUGUAGGCCUUGAAAUGGUGUGUCAGCUGGCGUUACACUUCUCGAUUAUCACCCUCAAAAGUUUGCGGUGUCAGGGAAACCAGGUGGUCCUUUGGUUCGCCUUGUGAAAACUGCAGCCUUAUAUCCUCAA